CACUGGAGCUACUGGGAGGCUCUGGCGAUCCCGGCGGGGAACUGGGAGGCACUGGGAGCACUGGAGGUACCCGGGGCGGGUGCUUUAUCCCCGCUGACCCCCUUGCCCCCCCCCCAGCUGAGCUACGCCGAGGCUCUGUGCCGCCCGGCGCCCGAGCUGGCCGCCAUCCACGUCUCGCUGGCCACCACCUUCGGCGACCUGCAGCAGCCCGCGCGCGCCGAGCACCAUUACCGGCAGGAGCUGGCCCUGCACCACGGCGACCCGCUGGAGGAGGGGAGGACGUGGCUGAGCAUAGCGCUGGCCAAGGAGGAGGCCGGCGAGCCCCGCGCCGAGGUGGAGGCCUGCCUCGGGACGGCGCUGGAGCGGGCGGAGGCGGCGGGGGAGCUGCGGCUGCAGGUGAGGGCGCGGGGCGAGCGCGGGGCCACCGGGCCGGCACGGUGCCACGGCGCCGACCCGGUGCCGCGGUGCUGCCGUGGUGUCACGGCGCUGACCCAGUGCCAUGGAGCGGACUCGGUGCCACG
Molecule: messenger RNA, 521 nt
Organism: Oxyura jamaicensis (ruddy duck)
Lineage: Eukaryota; Metazoa; Chordata; Aves; Anseriformes; Anatidae
Product: tonsoku-like protein
Exons: 2
Molecular function (GO): protein binding
Source: RefSeq, a predicted model, not a curated record